Messenger RNA from Cryptotermes secundus, 4109 nucleotides. It is a transcript of the gene S1P, whose product is annotated as membrane-bound transcription factor site-1 protease. The record is from RefSeq and is a predicted model, not a curated record. Bases 340 to 3528 code for a protein of 1062 amino acids. Gene Ontology annotation, biological process: proteolysis. Lineage: Eukaryota; Metazoa; Arthropoda; Insecta; Blattodea; Kalotermitidae. Gene Ontology annotation, cellular component: Golgi apparatus. Gene Ontology annotation, molecular function: serine-type endopeptidase activity. The transcript has 17 exons.
AAUUUAAAAUGGCGAGGAGUGGUUGAAGUUGAAUUUGACAUUAUGGAUUUACUGCUUAAAUGUUUAAUAUUUUGCCAUCAGUAUGCCCAUUUUUGUCAUCAUGAUGUUUGGGUCGCGAAACAGUUAGGAUAAGAUCACUAUAAAAGUUCGUUAUGGGGCCGUCUAUUGUGACAUUAUGGAAAUAUGAGGUAUUUUGUACCCGUAUGCAAACAGUGUGUGAGUUAUAAUUAAUGAUGGUGACUGUCAGAGAAAUCAUUAGAAUGGACUAUAUUAGCCAGGGACAGUGACUAGAAUCAGAGAUGGCAUGGUGUUUUGUUACAAAUAGGUUUUAUAGAAGUCAUGAAGUUGAAAGUGAGGUUAAGACAGAAACACUUUUGGUGCAUACCGUUUCUGUUGCUGCUAACACAUACAUGGUCUGUGGAGGCACUAGAGGAACAAUCUGACGAUAAGUGGUUGAAGAUUCGGUGCAAUGACACAAGCCAUGUUCAAAUGGUGAAGGUCAAGUUCUCGUCUCAAGUAGUGAGAAAUGAAUAUAUUGUUGCAUUUAAUGAUUAUUACAAAACAAAUACGAGGGAAAAGUUCAUCACUGCUGCUCUCAAUGGAUCUGGAGUAGAAAAUUGGAGGAUUCUAACUCGGAAUAAUCCAGCAAGUGACUAUCCUAGUGAUUUUGAUGUUGUUUUGUUGGAAGAAACAGAGAAGUUGAGUGGGCUGGCAGCACUUAAUAGGCAUCCAUCAGUGCGGCGUGUGACACCUCAGCGAGUAGUACACAGAACAUUAAAAUAUGUCAACCUCACUGAUUCCAAAGCAGACUGUUUGGGACCUGGCUGCACCUAUCAUACAUGGCAAUCAUCUCGACCAUUGCGGAGAGCCAGUUUAGCAUUUAACAAUCAGUUUUGGCAGUCUACAGGAAGGCACACUAGCAGGCGGUUGCUGAGAGCUAUUCCGAGGCAGAUUACUGCAAUAUUGCAAGCAGAUGCACUAUGGAGUAUGGGAAUAACAGGAACUGGUGUGAAAGUUGCAGUGUUUGACACAGGCUUAGCAAAGACACAUCCACAUUUCAAAAAGAUAAAGGAGAGAACAAACUGGACAACUGAAAAGACUUUAGAUGAUGGUCUUGGUCAUGGAACAUUUGUAGCUGGAGUAAUUGCAUCAAGUCAGGAGUGUCUCGGGUUUGCGCCAGAUGCCGAGCUGCAUAUCUUCAGGGUCUUCACGAAUAAUCAGGUGUCUUAUACGUCCUGGUUUCUUGAUGCAUUUAACUAUGCUAUCUUGAAAAAGAUUGGAGUUCUCAAUCUGAGUAUUGGUGGGCCUGACUUCAUGGAUCAUCCAUUUGUUGACAAAGUGUGGGAACUGACUGCAAACAAAGUGAUCAUGGUGUCGGCUAUUGGUAAUGAUGGACCCCUCUAUGGAACUCUCAACAAUCCAGCUGACCAGAUGGAUGUUAUUGGUGUGGGAGGCAUAAAUUUUGAAGAUCAAAUAGCUAAAUUCUCGUCUAGAGGAAUGACUACAUGGGAGCUUCCACAAGGAUAUGGGCGAGUGAAGCCAGACAUUGUUACCUAUGGUUCUGCUGUAAGAGGAUCAAGCAUUAAAGGCAGUUGUAGAACGCUCUCUGGCACAAGUGUUGCAUCACCUGUUGUAGCUGGAGCAGUGACUCUGCUAGCUAGUGGUGUGUUGCAUCGUGGUAAUGCUAUCAAUCCAGCCAGUAUGAAGCAGGCUCUCAUGGCUUCUGCUCGGAGACUGCCAGGUGUCAACAUGUUUGAGCAGGGCCAUGGCAAGCUUGAUCUGCUCAAAGCAUAUCAGAUUCUGAACAGCUACAAACCUCAAGCCAGCCUGAGUCCAAGUUAUGUGGAUCUUACUGAAUGUCAGUACAUGUGGCCAUACUGCACUCAGUCACUAUACUAUGGUGCAGUGCCCACCAUUGUAAAUGUAACCAUUUUGAAUGGUCAGGGAGUGUCAGGUCGUGUUAUAGGCAAGCCACAGUGGCACCCCUACACUCCGCAGUUUGGGCAAUACUUGGAUAUUGCAUUAACUUUCUCUGAACUGCUGUGGCCCUGGUCAGGAUGGAUGGCAGUAAGCAUAGCUGCUGCUCAAACUGCCUCCAACUGGGAAGGCAUUGCACAGGGACAUAUUGCACUUACCAUAGAAUCUCCACCAGAAGAUGGCGAAACAGAGCCACGACAGUCGUCCGUGAAACUUGCAAUCAAGGCCAAGAUCAUCCCUACACCUCCUAGGCACAAACGCAUUUUGUGGGAUCAGUAUCACAAUCUCCGGUAUCCACCAGGCUACUUUCCUCGGGACAAUCUACGUAUGAAGAAUGAUCCUUUGGAUUGGAAUGGAGAUCAUAUUCAUACAAAUUUCAAGGACAUGUACCAGCAUCUGCGUAACAGUGGCUACUAUCUUGAAGUGCUGGGAUCUCCAUUCACCUGUUUUGAUGCAUCUCAGUAUGGAACAGUACUGUUGGUUGAUGCUGAGGAAGAGUACUUCCCUGAGGAAGUGGCCAAACUGAAGAGAGAUGUUGACAAUGGGCUCUCACUUCUUGUGUUUGCUGAUUGGUACAAUGUUACAGUCAUGAAAAAAGUCAAGUUUUAUGAUGAGAACACAAGACAGUGGUGGAUGCCAGAUACUGGUGGUGCAAACGUUCCAGCUUUAAAUGACUUGCUUUCAUCUUGGGGCAUUGCCCUUGGAGACAGGGUAUUUGAAGGUGACUUUACAUUAGGCGACCAUGAUAUGUAUUAUGGCUCAGGUACCGCAAUAGCUCGUUUUCCAGAGAAUGGCAUUAUUAUUUCUCAAAAGCUUAAAGAUCAAGGUCAGGAGAUUUUAGGCCAAGAAACAGAGACCACAGAAAAUGUUCCCAUCCUGGGAUUGCUUCAGAGUAGAGCUGCUGAGAAGAGUGGGCGGGUCAUUGUUUAUGGAGAUUCAAACUGCCUCGACAAUAGCCAUCUUCAAAAAGAUUGUUUCUGGAUGUUGGAUGCUCUUUUGGAGUACACGUCAACUGGACAUUUACCAUCAAUAUUUAAGGAUCACCAAUCACAAUUCAUAAACAGAAUCACAGACCUCCCUCAGAGAAUGGAAGGAAAUCAUCUUUACAGAUACUCCAAGGUGCUAGAAAAUCACAUGGACACACUGCAGACACGAGCCUUGCCUCCAUGUCCACACCUUGUUUGGGCACAGCCCAUACCACUCAACAAGUCUGCACCAACCAAUCUCUACAAGUCACAGAAGUUGCUGUCUCUGUCCAUUGAAGUACCAAUGUGGCGUAUGGGUCCACCACCAAAAGGAGGUGCUGCAGGUCAGGCAGAUGGGUUAUCAGGAGAGUUUUGGGGUUGGCGUGGUGAAAGAACAGGAAUUGGAGAAUAUGAUGAGGAUGGCCUAAGCUCCAUCCCUGGUUUCGUGUUGAUGCUUCUUUCUUGUGCAGUGGUAUUUCUAGCAUGUCGGUACUACCGCCAGCGAACACGACCACGUAGGAAGCGUCCACCACGUCUUAGAAGAAUCAUGGCUGUUCUGAAUGCAGGCCGUGUCCCAGCGGUCUAAUAAAGGUAGUGAAACAAGUCUUCCAAAGUGGUACAGUGUGCCCAGCAACUUGAUAUCUGUGUUGUUGUUACCAAGCAUAGAACACUCAUGAUUUUUAGUAUGUCAUAUUCUUCUUGUACAAAAAUAAAAGAAUGUCUUGGUGGUGCAUAUUAGAAUGCAAAUGCAAUAAAUCCUGGUGAUAUAUGUAGUAUAAUUAAUCAUACCAUAGAAUGGUUAGGCAAGACUGAAUGGGAUAGAUUUGAGGUGUUAUUAACAUACAUUACAUUCACUCACACUUCAGCUUUAUAUAACAUAAUUUCAUCUUUGUCUGUUACUCGCAUUUUAUUGUCAUUGCACCCAUAUAUUAAAAUGUGUUAUCAUAUUUUUAUUGUACAAUCAUUUUGUAAACAUCUUUUUUUUAAAAUUAUUUUAAAUUCAAAAAAAUAUAUAAAGUUUAUUGUUUAAUGUAUAAAUUUCAGCUGUAACCUAUCAGCAGAAGAUGGCUUACCAAUAUCCAGCCACUUCCCCACUGAAUCAAGAGUAGAAAGCUGUACACAAAUUUGGAGCACAUAUGUUGUCCAAAUAAACAUUUAGUUAUUUUA